AACACUACUAAUCAAAGAGUCAAAAUCAGAUUAGAAAUAGGCAAAUUUUUAGGUUUUAGUUGGCCCCGUAACGUGAGAUUCCUAUAACUAAGUGGCUGUAAUACGGGCCGCGAGUGAUAAGUAGUGAUUGAAAUAAAUAAGAUGCUGGAGUGGAUAUACAUCAGUGAGGGCGAGCACAUAACCGAAUUGCAUAACAAUUGUGCGACGGCGACGACGGUGACGGGACAUUGAUUCCGAUUUCCGAAUCGCGAAUCCGCACUCCGCAGUGUGCUCUGGGCUCGAGUGGCUCUAGGCACAGCGCCAGCAGCAUCAUCGCGGGGAUAUGGCCGUGUUUUUGAUCAACAUCUGCAAAUUUAAUGGCUGCGGAAUCACGUUUCCAAGUCUGGGCGAUCUAAUUCAGCACAUCGAGGAUACCCAUAUCGACUAUGACCCCAAGGUCAUAGAGCAGAAGGAGCAAGCCCAGCCAGCGUGUCUGCCGCUCAGCUAUGUGCUGCGCUUCAUCACGGAUGCGGCCGCGCGAAAGGAGGCGCCCUUCCUCAACAACAACACCACCGGGGCCGAGUUGAAGCGGAAGCUGGCGAUCAAGCACCACAGCUACAGUAUGUCGUCCUCGAAUCGGAGCAACACGCCAACGGGGAGUGAAUUGGACGAGGACGAAAUUAUCAUUUCUGAGUCGGAAGACAGUAAUGACUCGUGGACGACAGAAGAAUUCAGCUCGGAAUUUAUCAUGCGUUAUGGAAGCAGGCAUUCCGGAACAGGUAGCGGUGGAGCGGCAAAUGAAAAACCAUUUGCUUGUCCGGUGCCCGGAUGUAAGAAGCGUUACAAGAAUGUGAAUGGCAUCAAGUAUCAUUCAAAGAAUGGUCACAAGAAGGACGGAAAAGUGCGGAAAGGCUACAAAUGUCAUUGCGGUAAAAGUUAUAAAACGGCACAGGGCUUAAAGAGUCAUGCCCUUGGGGCACACAAUUCAACCACGCCGGAAAACGUAGCCGCUGUGAAUGUAACCAAUAUUACGGCACGCAGUACGUCACCAUCGCAAUCGGUUGGCUCGCUCAGUCCGUCGAGUAUAAGUAAUCUGUCCGGAAGCAGCAAUAGUGGCAACAACUUCAACAGUAGCCUGAACCAAAGUCAACAACAGUCGCCAAAUUCUAGCUUAACAUCGGCAGCGAAUCAACUGAGUAGCAGUUUGAUGCGAAGUAACAUCGGUUUGAUAUCAAUCAAACCGACAUCCAAGCCGAAUUUAGUUGCAACUGCCGCCACUACUGCCGGUGGUGUUAAUAAGAUCUUAAAACUAACAUCCGAUUCACAACAACAACAAACCCAACAGCAACAUGAAACUGCUAAAAUCCAAUUUGAAAAUUCAUCGAAAAUCUCAUUACCAGGCUUAGUGAAUUUAGGAAUCUUGACGCCAACAUCACCGAAAAUUCAGCAGCAACAUUCGUUUCAACAGCAGCAGCAGCCGACGCAUCUGAAUAGCAAUGGUAACGGUAAUAGCGGUAACAAUCAGGGUAAUCAAGAUAAUCUUCCCCUCACGCCAAUCAGUCCAAAUGUAAGUAAAUCAGGUAAUGUGAGUUAUCUAACAGCUACCGCGGCAACAGCCGGGGGUGGUGGAGCGGAUAGCUUGAAUAACGAUGAAACGUAGCCUAUACUCAAGACGCUGCUUAUGAGGAAAAAGUAGCAUUUGCCGCACAUAUUAUUAAUGAAAAAAACUAUUCAAAUUUUAUUAAGAAUUUCAAUUGAAACAAACAAAAAAAAGAAAAUGAAGAAAAAAUGCUUUACAACUAUCCCUUGUUAAAUAGUUAAUAUCUACUCUUCGAUUUAUUAUUCCUCAUCUCUGUCGAUUUUCUUCAUCUGCACAUUUGUCUUUGAUUUUUUUGUAUGUUUUAAUGGAGUUCUUAGUUCCUAUGCCAACGAUGCUAUCAUUCUCCUACAGGGAUGUUUUCAGGUUAGUUUACACGCGUCAUAGUUGAUUUUGAACAGUUUAUUGUUUGGUUCCGUGACGGAAUUUCUGCUGGGUCUCGAUUAAUUUUUGAGAUGGGCAGAAUCGAAGCAGACUCCUUACUUUCCGGAGAAGCGCAAUGAGUCGUGUAGACGCCUGAGUGACAAUUUCUAGUCGGCUGUUUGGAAUGACUCGUUAUAUGAGAAAGAAAUAUGAAGCAUGGUUGGCAUAUUUUGUAUACGUAACGUAACUAUUAUCAUUGCGAAGUUGUUGAAUUCUUUCUCUCUCUAUCUUCAGAAUUUCAUUUGUUCUUUCUAUUUAAAAUUCUUUUCUGUAAAUAUGUAUUUCACGAUAUAUUUAAAUUUUAAAGAAAAAACAAAACUAAUACGCUAUUGAAGUCAUCAUUCAAUGAAAAAUGAGGUUGUUAAAAUGUUUUUAAACAUGUUCACACGCAUGCUAUAUAUAUUAAAUUGAAAGAAAUUGAGAAACGAAGAAUACAAAUGAAUAAUCUAAUUAUAUCUUUGCAAUUCAGUCACUCUCUGAUCACAUUCACAAAAAGCAGGAACCUUUUUUAAACCAAUAAUCACAACAUAACAAGUAAAACAGAAAAUAUUCAACCCGUACCCGGACUCGCUCCAAACGAAUUAUAUCAACUUUUUAUAUUAUAGUUGAAAGAUAUUUGCUAUUUAUUCAUCUAUUUCGGAUUUCUGGAUUUUGUGGUGUGAUUUGGUCUCUUUAUCUAUUAAUUUCCUCCUUUAAUUUCUUCUUAGUUUUCUCCUUUCUAUCCCCCAAUCUUGUUUGUUGAUGUUCUCCUUAAAGGAUCUAUUUGUUAACUAGAACUGAUUAAUUAGUUGAAAUUCUAAAAGAUGUGUAUGUCUGAACCAUCAGUUUCGUUGAGUGUAUGCCCAUUGCUCAUGGGAACUCAAGCUGGCAUACUUUCGAAAAUGGUUGAAUUUCUUUUUGAAUCGCAAGUGGAGUUUUUUGUUGUUUUGAAACGAAAUUAUUAUCUGGACAUUUGUUAAUUUUGGGGAGGGUAAUGAGAAGUCCUUUGUAAUAGGCUUGGAGGAGAGGAUAGUCAUUGCAAAACAUAACCAGUGGUAAUUUUUCUAAACGUUGCAACCAGCAUAAGUUGCAAGUAAGGCAAUCUAGAUCUGCUAAUGCCUUGUACCUACUACGACAUACCUUUUACUCGAUCUCAAAAAAUUAUUCACAUGAUUCAGCAAUAAAGGCUGUAUUUUAGGUAGGAAGACAGAUACAAUUAUUUGCUUACUUCUUGCGGCCUCAUUUGUGUUAACGUAAGGUAGAGUCCUCACAGAACGUAGAGCACAAAGUUCGCUUUGAUUCACACGUCAGUUUAGCAGUUGCACUGGUCUCGAUGAUUGAUGCAAUGUAAAGAAACCAACUUUAUUCUGGAGUUUCUUCUUAAUACAUAUAUAGCCCGCUCCAAACUUUGGUUUGCUGGCUAUGUUCCCUUCAAUCUUUUCUGAAUUUUUAUUUCUCGCUUCGACUAAUGGCUGCAAAUAAGAAAGUGUCACUUGUGAUGUUAGUUGCUGCCUGGGAUCAAGACUGUUCUGGUUACUGUUCGUCAACCUAUUCCAAUGUAGCGUUGGAAAAGCUUUUGUUUAUUACCUCUUUUAUUAAUGCUACGAUGCGUUUACUUGCCGUUUCGGGCAAUGAUGAUUAGCCAGCCAUAAAUAUGUAUAUUCGAUGUCUCCAGGGCGCAGAAAGAACAAUUUAUAUUCCUUUUCUUCGUUCGUCGCUGUCAAAAGUUGUUUGGCGACGUUCAAACUGUUGGUCAGUAAUCUCAAUUCGCGGGGCUUUUCAGUCAGGAUCGCAGUUGUAUUAUGCGCAUCAUCAUUGACAUUGGUUUCCAUUUGUGUGACGGUGUUAGUGCAUCUGGACGCGUUUGAUAUAGGAAUUUUCCAGCUUGGUGCCAGUUCCUUGUCUGGACCUAUGGCAAGGCACAUAUUUAUAGGGUUUUCAACGAGAGCGAAACUUGCAAUUUUUAUGCUUUUGUUCUUGUAUGGACAGAUUUGAUAUAGUGCGAAUUACGGGAAUACUGAAGGAAUGCGCUUGAAGUUAUUUGAAAACACAACACUGUGGUCUUUACUCACACAGUUGAAUUGCCAUCCAUUGCGUUAAAUAUUCGAGUUUUCAUGGAAACGGAAAUGUUAAAGAAGACAUUUGAGUUGGUCCCGGCUUUCGUACGCAACUGAAUUUCUAACUUAAGGGGAGGUGAUGGAGAGGCACAAUAUCUUUCAACUUUGAGUAAUAUUAGGAUGACGCAAAGUCCGGCUUAUGUGCGGUUUGUGCAAAAAGUUCAAUCGUGUCGAAUUGUUUGACCUUUUCGUGCAUCGUUUGACUGAGAUGUGAAAUGUAGCGUUGUGCAAGGCUGUGUGGCUGCAGAAGGAUGUAAAAUUUUCAGUUGACUAAUGCUGGAUAUUUUCUAUUCACUUGUGCAUACGUUCGGUUGAUAUAGUCACGAUAAAGACUUGUAUAGACACCCUAGGCUACUUGUUCUGCUUGUUUCUGCGAUCUCUCGAACUUAUGUCAGUUUUCACGAAUUCUUGUAUUUGAUAGGAGAACAAUGGUACGACAAGUGGUUUUGGCUUGAACAGAAGCAAUUCGUCAGACGAUCUAAAUUCUGCCUUGGGGGCAGUGUGACCGUAAGUCGAAACCAGGUGUUGUUUGCUUGUUAUUAAUUCGCGCUGGUAUUGAGAGAUUAAUGGUUAGUGUAUUACCAUUGUGGGUAGUCAGGGAAACGAAUGUGGAUUCUACAGCUAAAACCGUUUUUUGCGCCAUCAGUCUGGUCCGCUCUGCUUAUCAAAUUAGGAUAAAAGGAUCAGUGGGUUUUUCUUUUUAAUGAAGAUUUUUUUCUGUUAUCAGAUAGGAAGCAGGUCCGCCUAUCUCUUUAAUUAAAUUAUCUUUCGGGUGUCACUUGAGAGGAAAUUAUCUCAGUAGCUUCCAGGAAUCGGUUUCAAUAUCUAUGUCAACAACAAAUUUGAGGUUUAUUUCCAUAACUGUUGCACCAAGGUUUUUGAAAGGAAUAACGCCAUAUUUUCUAGGUUUUUAUAAAUUUAUUAUAGUCCGUCAACAUUUUGGAUAGACGUCUUCAACAAGUCACAUUACGAAGUAUUCUCCAUUGAGAAGUCCCCUCGCCUUUGAGUUAAUGUCUAAGUUUAAAUUCCACACUUUUACUAGUUUUCUCUUCAAGAGCAUUUGAAAGCACAAAUACAGCUAAAAGCUUAUUUAGUGGAAACAAAGUGACGAUUUGUGCAAUAUAUAUUUUUUAUUAUUUACUUUUGAAAUCAAUCGUUAUAUUCUCUAUUUAUUGACCAAACUUAUUACAUUGUUUUGUAUAUAUUAAGUAUAAGUUUAUCCUUUUGAAUUGGAUCCUAUAUUACUUUCCUCGACUAACUGGAAACAAAAUGAAAACAACCCGAAAAUGAAAUUCGCAAAACAAAAAUUGAUAUUGUCAGAAUAAACCCUAGUGAAUUAAAAUAAUAAGAAAAACCUCAAAGAGCUACAAAGAUCGGAAGAAGAAAAGCAAACAAAACUGAUUGUGGCGAUUGAAUAUUGAAACUAUUCAAUAAAAAAAAAUACAAAACCAAACAAUCUAGUGAAAUUUUUGGAUCGAAAUUAUUACAAAAGGAAAAGUACAUUAAAAAAAAAAUAAAAAUUGCAAUAUGUCAUUGUUUCUUGCAUGAAUGUGUAGUAAAUGUGUGUCUCUCAGAAGUAAACAAAGAAGAAAAACAGAAAAAAAAACAUUUCCUUGUUGUCUUUACUAAUAGUAAGUGAAAACUUUGAAAAAAGAUUAAAAAUUGCAUGUAAUAAGCAAAGCAGAAAGUCGAGUAAAACUGUUAAAAAAAACAAAGGACAUAAACACGAAGAAAUAAUAGAAACACGAAGCAAAAGUGUUUUUUCUCCAAGUUCAAUCACAUCCACGGAUGGCUAAAUGAAGAAAAGGGUAUAGCUUAAUUCAACACGAUUUGCAUUAUUGCGCCACAUUCACACAUUUGAAGCUGUUCGUCCUGUUUUUUUCGUCGUUUUUCAUGCCAAGUUGUUUUGUUUUUAAGAAAACUCUAUCAAUUUAAUUGUGUGAUUUCAACAAAGGCCGAAUAGUUAUGGUGGGCGGUUAGUUUAAAUAUUUCUAUUGGUUUCCAUCAGGUUCAGAUAUUGAUCACUACAUUCCAGUGAAUGUUUUGAAUUUCUUGUUGCACUUAACUCACAUGUUUUAGAUACAUUGUGUUUUGUUUGGAAAUUUUGUGAAGUACACAAUGAUUAUAGUCAUCGUAGAUAUCCAAUGAAUCCUUCAUCUCAGCAACAAGAGUUAGUUUUACGUGAGAAAAAGUUUCAGGGUUUUAUCGGCACGUUUGAUUGAUCAACGAUAGAUAUCUGCACUUUGAAUCAAUAGAAAUACUUAAACUUUGUGAAAAUGAUUUUUUUUUUAUUAAUUAUUGAUGAUUUGUAGUUGAAUAACUCUCGGGCAUGAGUAUGUAAUACUAAUUCAGUUCGAAAAUGAUCGACUAUCGAGUUUUUGGACAUUGAUUGUUUCCUAGUUUUCAAUUUGGCAAAUUGAAUAGAUAACUUGUAACUAUGCAAAAUAAUAAGAUAAUGUCGUGACGACCUCCUAGUUGAAAGAAAUUUGUAUCGUAAUGAAUAGAAUGGAAAUGUGGUAAUCGUAGUAAAGUAAUACGCUUAGUUAAGACAUAAAGAAAAGCAAAAAAUGAGUAGGAUUUUGCUAAAUAUACACUUCCUUCGGCAAUGGAAGAAAUUGGGAAAGUGAUAGCGAUAAUAUUGAAUGCAUCAGGUUGAAUCGCAGUUAAUUUUUUGUAUUCUCCGGUAGUGGCUUCAACAAAUUUUCUCAGUCUUAAUAACAUUGUUGGACGGUUACUACUGUCCCAUUCAAUCGCUCCUACUUCCUCUUUCAAUGAACCCAUUGUCGGAUAAUACAAAAAACAAAUUGAUGAGCGACACACUCGUACGAAAUGGAUGGUCGUAAGCUAAUUACUCCUCAAUUGAAUUUCAGUCUAAUUUAUUUACAUAAAAGUAUGUUAACUUUCCUCGCUCUAAGACUCUAGGAAAAUUAUGAACAUGAAAACUGAGGAAAAAAAUUCGAUAAAAAGCACAUUUUAGCUUUCUCCGCUGUUAAAAUAUUUUUUUUUUCGAAGACUUCUUCGCCUAGUCACUAUUGUAGGUAAAAAGUAAUGUUAAAAAAAAAAUUAAAUAAAAAAAAUCAUAAAAAAAUCAAAGAAACUAAUUGAGAUGAUUCAAACAAACAGGAAAAAUGAAUAAAAUCAUGCAUUGUUUUCUAGUGGAAAUAUACAUAUUUAUUUUGUUAUUUUUGGUUUUUACAUUAUUUCAACAUAGGUAACACCUUUCAAUAUUCAACUUCUAUGAAUGCUUUUUCUUUUUUCCAUUUUCGCCAUUCACUAUAAUCGGACGCAUUUCCUGCAUCAAUGUUCUGACAGAUUAUUUAACUUCCUAACAAUUAUCAUGCAAAUAGUCAUGAAAAACGUUCAAAUCUAGGAAUUUGUCACUGUAAACUUUUUAAUUGACUAAUAUCCGUUAAUGAAUCAAUGUCAAAUGAAUUUUUUUUACUCCUGUGUUUCAUUUGAAUGUAAUACAUACGCAUCUACACCAUACAUCCAAUAGAUACCCCGACGAAUACAUAUAAAAGUAAUGUGUACUAAAUUGAUCAUGUCGUUGUUGUAACAAAGAAAAGAAGAAAAAAAUAAGUAAAGCAUAUAAAUAUUACUAUAGUAAGCUAAAGUAAAUGGAAUGGCUAAAAAGGAAAGCGUGUACUGUAAUCCAAUAGUAAUUGAUUUUCUUUUUCUUGGAAUAUUUACAUUAAAUAAAAAGAAAGCAACCCAACCUGUAUAAGAAAAUAAAACUAAAAGCAAGAAACUUUCACGGAAAUGGAAAACAUAAAAUAAGAUUUGAAAAAAAAACAGAAAAAAAAAAAUAAUUUUAAUCGUAUAUAAGACUGCUGUAUUGUUCGUAAUAAAAAUAUCUUAUUAUAUUUAAAUUAUUUAAUUUAAUUAAAUAAAUGGAAUAUAUAAAAGUAAAAACUAGCAAAAAUUAAAA
Hermetia illucens (black soldier fly) is the source of this 8023-nucleotide messenger RNA. Its product is annotated as zinc finger protein GLI1. The transcript is spliced from 5 exons. Lineage: Eukaryota; Metazoa; Arthropoda; Insecta; Diptera; Stratiomyidae. Gene Ontology annotation, cellular component: nucleus. The record is from RefSeq and is a predicted model, not a curated record. Bases 323 to 1639 code for a protein of 438 amino acids.